This is a messenger RNA of Aspergillus eucalypticola CBS 122712, 3895 nucleotides long. RefSeq lists its product as uncharacterized. The record is from RefSeq and is a predicted model, not a curated record. The transcript is spliced from 2 exons. Lineage: Eukaryota; Fungi; Ascomycota; Eurotiomycetes; Eurotiales; Aspergillaceae. Bases 383 to 3793 code for a protein of 1136 amino acids.
UAUCCUUAGUUCUUGGACUUGGUAUCUUCAUCGCUAGCAAUUAUUAUUUCUCUCGCGCAUUAUCGACCUAAAAGCAGCCCACCCGGCAAGCGACGCUUACUAUUGGCAAUCGGCUCAACCUCUCCUCCGUUACACUGGCAUUCCCAGGGGAUGACCGGGAAUUUGGAAUAGCGUCCAUUCCUCGAGCUAUUCCAUCAUCAUCAUCACCCUCGUCCCAUCCACUCGCUCAUUUCUCUCUCGUCCUAGCUCUCACCUGUAUUGGCUCUUCGGUGUAGGUGUCGGAUCGGCUGUCACUCCUUUACACUGUGAACUUCGACUAUCGGAUCUCCACCCCCUACGAUCGCCUUGACUGUCGCUCUCUACACACCGCCGUCACACCAUCAUGAACCGAUUUCGCAAGACAAAGAAGGAGAAGGUGAGGGAAGAUGGCGAGAACUCCGAAGCCAGCUCGGUCAGCCUCAGCUCUAUGUUGUCAAAGAAGUCCAAGAAGGAGGAACCCGAGGAAAAGCAAGACUUCGACCUUUCCAAUGCAUUACCCUCGACCGACGACUUUCGCACCAGUCUCCUGAUGCCCAAAUUAUCCGCACGAUUCAGCAUGUUGAGGGAACAAGACGAUCCGGAAUCAAUGAUCGGAAAAGCCAGCGACGACAGUGUGCUCUUCCCCCGGCGUGCUUCGCGAUUGAACCUCUUUGGCCACAACCCCAGCCUCCUGUCGGACAUUGACGAGGUUUCCAUUGACGGCAGUCGGCCGUCGAUGAACCUUGGGCGCACUCACUCUCUCGCCUCGGAAAGCAAUAAUGGAUAUGGUACGGACGACGAUCCUUCCCAGCAGGGCAGCAUUAUGAGCCGGGCUCGUCGAGCCGAGGGCAACAACUUGUUCGGUGGACGACAAAAGGUGUACAAGAUACCCUCCUCCAAGACGACCUCAGGAGGGAACACAGAAUCCGGACGAAUGGGGGGCCGUGCGCUAUAUGACCAUGAUUUAACCAUGUCAUCAUUCCAACGACUGAAGAUAGCCGAGCGCGAAAAUGCGGCGACUGAGGACACACCGCAGGACAGUCCGACCCAGGAAUCAGAGGAUGCACUAUCGAGCGCUGGCUCCACAAAGCGAACAACUUUCUCCUCAACGGCAUCUGGGCCCAUUUCGAAUGGGCGUACAUCAACAGCGGCAACAUCUUUCGACGAGCAAUCUUUCAUCGCACCUCCGUCGCAAACAAAUUCGGCGGACACGCAAGCCUCCCAGUCUAAGCCGCCAGUGCCGAACAUGGCUCCUGAGCGUGGCUCGGUCAAAGCCCGCCGUCUGUAUGGACAAGGUUUGGCACAGUCAGCGCAGAACCAGCAGACCUCCACCUUGCAACGACUAGAAAGCCUGAGCCGCCAGCGCGGAGCGGGUCCAGAAUUGCCUCCCCUGAGCCGUGCCUUUUCUAGAAGCGCCACGAACUUACGCGACAGGCUGCAGCCACUCACUAUUGCCGAACCGGCCGGCACCAAGUCGCGGCCGACAAGCCCUCCCUCGCUGCCCAGGUCGCCAGAACAGUCUGCCCGAUUGAAUCCCAGGGAACCGCAAACUCAAGCAGAUUCUGCGUACGGUGCCCCUCCGCUGAGUCCUCCCGCCAGCGAGAAUGAGGAUAAAGCCCCCCUGAUGGCCGCUCUGAACCCGGAAGACCAUGGGAAAGCCACAGCAGCCGGCCUAUUCAAUAAACCCAACAGCAUGUUUGAUGAGAGCCAGUUUACACGACGUCAGUUGCAAAUGCAUCAGGGAAGAAGCACGCCGCCUCAAGGGCGGCUACCUCCCCUGCCUGUCCAGGCUAUCCCCCAAGAGCGCGCCGGCCGUGCCAGAGGGCUUUCCAACACGAGCUAUGUGUCCAGACCAGGCUCUGCAUCUUCUCACUAUAGCGAAGCUCAACGGCCAGGCAGCCGAUCCGCGGUCAACUCCCCUCCCACAAGAAAUGACAAUGGCACGUUCUUCUCCAAUUCCAGUCCUAGUGACUCGGAGGAUGACGGCGGUGCUUCCCGCUACGCCACUGACGAGAUCCACCCCGCGCUUCGGCCGGAGACACCCUCCAAACCAUCCACUCCCACUAGUGAGCACCGGAGCCCUUUGCCUGAAGUCAGGUACUCGGAUCUUGGUGACCUGAAGCCUAUCGCGGAGAAUGAAACUAUUGAGAGUGGACUCGAUGAUGAUGGCGGCCUUCCUGAGAAGCCCGAUUCACCCACAUUGGGACCGGCUGGCCUGGGUCUGAGCGGCCUCGUUCGUACUCACUUACGAUCCAACAGUGACAGAUCGUCCAUUUACCCGCCUCCUUCUCCUGGCCUUCCUUCAAAGCCUACGGACACCGAUAUCCCAGAGGAGCCGGUUCUGCAGAACCAUGCGGGUGCCCAGAACAGUGCACACUGGCAGAACGAGCUUAUUGCUAGACACAGACGCGAAGGUAGCACGGAGACACAGAGGGAGCGCGAAGAAUUUGCCAAUGAGUUGGCCGAGAGGCGCAGGAAAGUGCAGGAGAAGCUUCGAGGAUUUGCAGAGGGAGAAAGCCGGUCGGCCAGCCCUGUUUCAGGCCGUCAGACCCCGGAUUUCACCCCAAGCAAACCCGGAAAUGCCUUUGCCUUCCUGAAGAACAAAUCAGGAAAGCAGCAUCUGAAGGGUGCAAGGGGCCUCAACCUUGCUAAUGCAUCCACCCCGGCUUUGGUCUCGGACGACAUGUGGCGCGAAGAAGAGGAGAGACCAUCGUUCAACUUUGCGAAGCACUCCAACUCCAGCUCGCCACAUAUCGCUGGAGAAAGAUCCUUCCGCUCCAAAGUCUUCGGACGCAGCAGCCAGGAAGAUUCUCGCGAGUCCAGCCGCAGCCGCGGUGCAUCUCCGCACUCCAGCUUCCGUUCUCGCCGGGACCGUUCGACCUCGGAUGCCUCUGGUCGUUCCAAGAGUCGCACGCGGCGAGACAGAGAUGGACUGGAGACCCUGGAAGAGGUCGCUCACGGUGUUCACAGGCCGUACGCGUUCCCUGAUUAUGACCAACAUGGUCAGGCUUCUGUCCCAGCUUCCACUCGUGCCUCUGCCGAAGUUAGCGAACCCGUCACGUACGAUCGGUCCGCUUCUGCCGCUUCGGGAAGAUACCGUAGCGACAGUCGAUCUGCGGUCUCGAGCUACCACGAACGCCCCUUUUAUCCUCCAGCUCCAGCUGCUAGCACUACCUCCCUGAUCGGUGCUGCUGCCCCACGGCCUUCGCCUAUCGCCCCCUAUUCUGCCAAUGCCACACCACCUUUGGAGGAUAUGUCUCAAGGCCAUUCGUUAACCCCGGUGACCACCAAUAGCUCUACCACUGCACCUCCCCCGCGAGCUCCGGGUCAUAACGCUCUCCACAAGCGACCAGUCACCAAGGCGCUGAUCUCCGAACCAAGAUUCGUCUCCUGCACUUCGAACGUACCGACCGUUGGUCUCCCUCCCGGCGCGAGCUUGAGCAAUGGCAGGGAAACGCCUCCAGUCCCCCCUAUGAAUCCUCGCCGCCGCCGCCAGACCACCACACAGACUAUCCUUGGCGCCCUGAAGGGUGAAAGACACGAGUCGCAGUAUGCGCCAUCGCUCGACGCAGCCAUGAUGGAAGAAACCAGCAAUUUCUCCGACGAUGGCGAGAAGCGGCCCAGAUCCCGUGCCCGACUACGCAAAACGUCCAGCGAGGGAGGCAACCUGAACGCAAAGGCGCGGCAGCAGCUUCAACACCUGAUGUCUGAGGCACCGCCAGCCGUUCCUUCAUAUCCACCACCAAAGAUUCCCAUGGAUGGAGGCAUGUUCUAAUCCUCAUCCUCAAAUCACGAACCUCAUUCAAUCCUUUCUUACUCACUUGUCCCUUCCUUCCCUAUUUCCCUUUUCCUUUUCAUCCUCUAUCUCCUUCCUUCA